This is a messenger RNA of Zeugodacus cucurbitae (melon fly), 1057 nucleotides long. RefSeq lists its product as uncharacterized. The record is from RefSeq and is a predicted model, not a curated record. NCBI's taxonomy places the organism in Eukaryota, Metazoa, Arthropoda, Insecta, Diptera, Tephritidae. The transcript has 2 exons. The coding region runs from base 96 to 884 and encodes 262 amino acids.
UGUGCAGUGUAUAAAAUCAAGUGGGCCACCAGCUUCGCCGCUUAGUCUCCUUGCUGAAUUCGAGGCAAACGCACAGCGACAAAGUGUUAUUCAAGAUGAAGUUCCUGUUGGUGUUAUUGGCGUUUGUGGCCGCAGCGAACAGUUACGAGUUUCAGGAGCGUUUGAGCAUUUACGAUCGCUCCGUGUCCAGCCAAAUAAACGAUUACAUUGAGAGCCUGCGCAAGCAAAUGCCAUGCGGUUUUCCUGGCCUCGGUCUGGGACCUCUAUCACCAGCACGUUUGUCUCACCGUGAUGUGGCGCUCAGCUCAAGUGGUUUGGUUUUGGCUGGAGAAAUCGACGAUUUCAUACUCUACGGACUGGACGACUUUGAUUUCUUAGUAAAGAUCAAUCUUGUGCUCAGCAGGGUCAACUUCAAUUUCCACUGGAAGAAAGUGCAUUUCGACACCAAAUACAAAAUGGACAUGAACACCAACAACAGGCUGAAUGCGGGACGCAAUGGUGGCGCCAAGUUUGCCAUCGAGGAUUUGAAGGUUGUCGGCUCGGCCAAAUACAACAUCAUCGGCAAACUGCGUUUGAAGGAGUUCAAGAUCAGCGCCACCAUUGGUGAUGUCAAUUCGGAGAUUGAAAAUUUGUCCAAAAUCAAAAUUGUUAACAAGAAAUUGAACCAGAUCAUUGAGGAGUGGAUUUUGUUGGCGGUGAAUGAAAACACCAGCGAAAUGGAGCAGAUGGCGAACAGCUUUGUGGUGCCAUUUGUUAAUGACUUGAUAGGAGAUGCGACGUUGGCUGACAUAAUUGCGAUUAUCGCUGGUGGUGGAGGUGGUGGUAGUGGCGGUGAGCCAGAGGAAUGUGUGCCGCCAGUAGCUCCACUGACUGACGAAAUGUAAAAUUGCAUGAACCAAAGAUAUGCUAAUGUAGAAAUAUUUAAGGCUUUUCAGAGGGCAAGUAGGAGAACUGAAAUUUUGUGAAAACCUUUCUGUUGUUUUUGAUAAAAAAAAUAAAAGAAAUUCGCAUUUAAAACUAAAUUAAAAUAAAAAUCUAAUGAAAUGUAUUACAAAAA